AUGGCGGAAGACUAUUUAAGAUAUCAUAAUACUGAAACUGCUUUAUCAUUGGUUUAUAAUAAUAUUAGUGAUAUGUUACGGCUAUUCAAAAAGUCUUUGGCUAAUGAUUUUAAUAUACAACCUCCUUUAUUAAGAAUUCCAAUAUCUUGUGUUGAGCCUUUCAAUGGACAGGAAGAAACAAAGCAAUGGCAAGAAAUAUAUUCUCAGCUUAAUUUGGAUCAACAAAUUAUUAUAGAUAAGAUUUUAUCUUCAAUCAAUGGCCAAUCCUCUGAUUCUUGCUUUUUUGUGGAUGGAUCUGGUGGUACUGAAAAGACAUUCCUUUAUCAAACUGGAAUUGCAGCUAAUUUUCUGCCAAAUGGAACAACUGUUCAUAGUCGUUUUAAGCUACCACUAACUUUAUUAAAAGAAUCAACAUUGCAACUAUCUGCAAAUAGCCAAGAAGCGGAAGAAAUUCGUCAGGCAAAAGUUAUUAUUUGGGAUGAAGCACCUAUGGCUUCAUGUCAAUCUUUAAAU
Messenger RNA from Acaulospora morrowiae, 513 nucleotides. The record is from the annotation of a GenBank genome assembly. Lineage: Eukaryota; Fungi; Glomeromycota; Glomeromycetes; Diversisporales; Acaulosporaceae.